Quercus robur (English oak) is the source of this 1480-nucleotide messenger RNA. RefSeq lists its product as uncharacterized. The record is from RefSeq and is a predicted model, not a curated record. The transcript is spliced from 3 exons. Lineage: Eukaryota; Viridiplantae; Streptophyta; Magnoliopsida; Fagales; Fagaceae. Bases 130 to 1197 code for a protein of 355 amino acids.
UCUCAUCGUUUCCAACGUCAUACAGUGAAAGAGAAAAAGAAACAUACACACAGAGAUUGAGAUAAAAUCGGAAUUUGGUUUUCAGGGAAAACAAAAUCUUUUGGUGGUAGUGGUGGAGGAAGAAGAGGGAUGGAUCUGUGGGCUGUGCAUCAUGUAAAGAACACGACCCGGACCCCUGUCUUUCUCAGGAACUCGUUUUCUGAGAAACCCAAUUCCUGGCACUUGGGAAAACCCAAUUCUUGUAGCGGAGCUGACUGUAAAGGCAAGGUCUUUGAGAUCAGGGUUUUGAGGAGACGCAGGAUUUCCACUUCUUCUUCUUCGUCCUUUGCUGUUAGAGCUAUGGCAAAGAAGAAUCAUGAAAAUUCCGGAAAUGGUGAUCGUUCUAUUCCAGAAGGAGAUGGGAAGAAAAAGAACAAUUCUUCUGAUGGAAACAAAUCCAAUGACACUGCUUCCAAUAAAUCUGAGCGUACAAGCUUGGACUGGAGAGAGUUCAGAGCGAACCUAUUUGCUCGGGAGCAGGCGGAAAAGGUUGAGACUGAUACUCACAACCAGGAUGUGAAGCCCCAUGAGUCCAAACCUCUUGGCCUUAAAUGGGCCCAUCCCAUUCCAGUACCUGAGACUGGCUGUGUCCUUGUUGCCACAGAAAAACUUGAUGGAGUGCGAACUUUCGAGAGAACUGUUGUUCUCCUUCUUAGAUCUGGAACCAGACACCCACAAGAAGGCCCGUUUGGGAUUGUCAUCAACCGUCCACUUCACAAAAAGAUCAAACACAUGAAACCCACUAAUCUUGAUCUAGCAACCACCUUUUCUGAUUGUUCCUUGCAUUUUGGGGGACCUCUUGAGGCAAGCAUGUUUUUGUUAAAAACUGGGGAAAAAUCAAAGCUUCCUGGAUUUGAAGAGGUGAUCCCAGGCCUGUGCUUUGGUGCUCGAAACAGUUUGGAUGAAGCUGCAGUGUUGGUAAAGAAGGGUAUUCUUAAGCCUCAGGAUUUCAGAUUCUUUGUUGGUUAUGCUGGGUGGCAGCUGGACCAAUUGAGAGAGGAGAUUGAAUCUGAUUAUUGGUAUGUGGCUGCUUGCAGCUCAAAUUUGAUUUGUGGGGCUUCAUCAGAUUCAUCAUCAGAAGGUUUGUGGGAGGAGAUAUUGCAACUAAUGGGUGGUCACUAUUCAGAAUUGAGCCGGAAGCCUAAGCAAGAUAUGUAGUUAUUGGAUGAGCCUAUGCUUGUUUACUAAAUAAAAACCAAUCGAAGAGUUGAAGGGAGACAUGUAAUCAAAUUAUUAGUAAAGCCAAUUGUACAGAAAGUUCUCUGGCUUUUCAAAUCAGUAGAUCUUCUUUCUGUUUCUUAAGCCUUUUGUUUUCCUUUUUCCCCCGGUUCUAUUUUAUUUUAUUUAUAAUUAGAGAACCUUAUAUGUUUUUGUAUGUAAUGAUACUCUUUAGGUUACCUCAUUGAUAAGAAGUUAAGCAAUUACAAAUAGCUUUGUAACA